Trematomus bernacchii (emerald rockcod) is the source of this 753-nucleotide messenger RNA. It is a transcript of the gene cimap1d, whose product is annotated as outer dense fiber of sperm tails 3-like 2b. The transcript has 4 exons. Lineage: Eukaryota; Metazoa; Chordata; Actinopteri; Perciformes; Nototheniidae. The record is from RefSeq and is a predicted model, not a curated record. The coding region runs from base 1 to 753 and encodes 250 amino acids. Gene Ontology annotation, cellular component: cytoskeleton.
AUGGAGAAGAAAUACCCACUAAUAGCAGGAAGAGAAAAAGGGCCGGGGCCCGGGCGAUACGGGCUCCCUCCCACCAUUGGGUUUAUGGGCCAUGACUUCACCAAGUCCACCAGCCCCGCCUACUCCUUCCAUGGCAGGAUGAGUGACACCAUGUAUUGUGUCGACUCAAGUCCAGGGCCGCAGUACCGCGUUGAUGCAAAAAUCACCCGCUUUGGGAGGGACGGCACGCCUGCUUACUCCAUGCUGGGCCGAUCCAAGGCACAGAAGGAGCUUUUCCAGACACCUGGCCCAGGAGCAUACAGCCCUGAGAAAACCCCCCCAUGCAACCUGCAGCGCAGACCCCCCUCCUACACCAUGGGCUCCCGUACUCACUACCGGAGUGUGGACCCAGUACCGGCUCCGAACAAGUACUGUCUCCCUUCUCUCAUGGGCCCUCAGGUCCCAAACAAGCAGGCGAGCGCAAGCUACACAAUGUCAGGUAGUUACAGCGCAGGGGGGCCGUCAGUGGAUCUAGCCCAGACCCCGGGGCCGUGCAGGUACAACAGCACAGACCCCAGUGUGUAUCUGCCCAGACAGCCGGCCUUCUCCAUGCUGGGACGCCACAGCUUACCUAAAGAUGCCACCAAGAAACCCGGACCAGGAACUUAUAAUCCAGAGAAAGUGACGGUUCACAAGGCCCGGGCCCCUGCCUUCUCCCUGGGCGUCAGACACUCAGAGUUUGUUACUCCCCUGGUUGUCUAUGUUUCUGACUGA